UUGGCCGGCACAGUGUGGGUGUUGUGGUCCCGCUUGAACCAUCCUCUGUGGUCGUCACUUCUCGCCACACCAGAAUGAUUUUAUAAUAUGUUAAUAUAGACGGAGAAGAAAAUUAUUUAUUAAGGGCACGACAUUUCUAUAGCAGUAGCCGUUGAUUGAAGAAUAGAUAGGAGUGAAGAAUGGCUGAAGUUCAGUUUUGGGUGAGACCAGAGGUGAUGGAAUUGGGGGUUCUGCCCAUACUUCCUCCUGAUAAGAUUUCUAUCGAGAUGCUGUCGCGAUUGCUGCAGUAUUCACAAGAUCUUGGAGAGCGAGGUUAUCCCCAGAUGAAUUAUGAAACUUGGAAACAUGUUGCAGUAAAAAAGAUGGGUCUGAGUGUUGAGUGCAGUAUGGUUGUAUUCUUUUCUUGUCUUCUCUUCUCCAAGUUACGGCCUGGUCGUGACAGAGAAUUGGAAGCAACUCUAGCAGCUGCUGCAUCACAGAAAGAAAGGGAUGAGGUGAUGGGUGGUGUGGAAGUUUGGACAAUGGAGCUUAUAAUACUAUUAUAUCUUCACCGAGUUACCAGCGCCCACCCCCGGGCCAUCGCUAGACAAGCCUCCCUACAGACUCUCACUACAGAUCCAUGGCCAAAUAGCAAUAUUUCUGGAGCAACGGCCCGGAAGCAGUUACUGGAAGAAAAGCAUGCGGGAUUUGUACGGGAGGCCCUGCCAGAGCUUCUCAGUUUGUUAGCUGGGCACCUCCAGGUUGAAGACACAGAGAAGAAGAAGAAAUCAGGUGACAAACGUACACCCCGUGAACUACUAGGCUUUAUGAAGUCUGCAGGUGUUUUGUCUGUAGAUGUUGUUAAAUCUCUAGGAUUUAUAAUUGGUACAUCUCUUCAAGGCGACAAGGCUGAACAUGACCUGUUGUCAGUGGCCAUGGACACAAAUAAUUGCUACAGGUCUGGUUAUCUGAGUAAGAAAAAUGCUUUCCAGAAAGGCUUAUUUGAGCAGUGGCUGUUGAGAGGUUUAGAUUGGGCUCCACAUGGAGAGUGGCUUUGUGUACGUCGUGGCUGUAGACAAUCUUGGCCUGUGGUGUCUUUAGCACCUCAAACACACCAUCGUUUUGUUACUUCUCCAUCUUCUGGUCAUAGACUCAUGUAUAUAUGUGAGUUGAUUGAUGGCUUGACCGCUCACAUGGGGGACGAGGCAGCACCUUGUGACCUGAAAGUACGAAGAUGCUCCAAAUCAAAUAUCUACAUACUACAGCCAAUCAGAAAUGCUGUGAUCCACAAGUGCCAUGAUACUCGAAUAGUGCUGGGCCCUGUUUCAGGACGUAUACGCUUAAGUGAAUGUCGCAAUACUGUGGUGGUGUGUGCAGCACGGUCAGUUGUAAUAGCAGAUUGCCGAGGUGUGAUAGUACACACACUAACACCACAGAGACCUUUGUUAGUGGGAGGACGCACUCAAGGUGUCUCGUUGGCACCACUUAAUAUUCAUUAUCCUAGACUCAAACACCAUAUGGCUAAAGCACAACUUCAGUCACACAUCAAUAGGUGGAAUAGACCAUUACAUUUAGGUAGUGAAGGAGUUUUGGGUGGUGCCUGUGAAGUGAUGAACCCAGAAGACUUCCAACUACUUGUAAUUCCCUUCACUCAGACUCCUCCAAUAGAUGGCAGGCCUCCUCUUUUGCCUCCAGGGCUUCCACAUGAAUUUGCCAAGAGUGUGGAAGAAGCAGGCAAAUGUGUUUCUAGUUUCCGAGCUGAAGUACGAGAUGCUGAACUUUCGCCAGAACAAAGAGCUAUUCUACAAAAAGCUGUUGAUGCAAAGUUUAAGGCGUGGCUGAGAGACACUGGUAAACAACGUGAACUAGACCAACUGGAAAAAUUAGCUCUCACUUUAAAGUAUGAGAGAGUAGCUAAAACAACAGCAAUAUAAGUACUUUGAGAGAAGUAAAUUUUGAAGAAAUAUUUAGUGAAAAGGGUGUGGAAUUUUUUCACAUUUUGUUAACAUUGAGUAUUUCAAAAUACAGCUCCUCCCCGACUUACGACGGGGUUAGGGACCCAAAUCCAGGUCGUAAGUCGAAAAUGCCUAAAUAAUACAUAGAAAAUCUAAAAUGGGUGUCUCUUUUUUCUUAUCAGCACCACAAAACUCUCACUUUUAAGCAUGCCAGCCAUUUUAAAGUGAAUUAAAAACGAAAAUUUUGUCAGUACACAGCGCAAUCACUGACGUUGGGACUCGAAAAUACGUAAUUUUACAAAAUUAUGGUAUGACUGAGGCAGUCGUAAGUCGAGUAGGUCGUAAGUCGGGGAGGAGCUGUAUACUGUAUGGCAGUACUGAAUGAUGGAACAAUGCAGUAUUUAAUUUUUUUGUCACUUUUUAUACGUAAUUAUGCCAGAUUAAUGUUUGCUGUAAUUUUUUAUGCUAUUACUUAAUUACUAAAAGACAUAAUUGAUUGCGAAAAGAUUUUAUUUUAUUAUAAUUUUGUAAAAAAAUGUGUUUCUAGAAUGAUAUUAAUAAAAUGCUGGUAUGUCACUAUAUUUUGUUUUUAAAAUAAUUUAUCUAUCUUUUACCAAAUAUCCAGUAGAGUACUGUAUGUGGUAAAGUUAUGUUCUGGACUUCCAAUCCAAUAAGCUAUGAGUUUGGUAAUGUGUGAUGGACUCACAAGAAAACUAAUUUUAAGAAUUUAAUUUUAGUACAACGGAAGACUAAUCAGUGUUAAAGUUAGUCAUCUUUUUACGUAAGAAUGGCCCAGAAAUGGGGCAACUUCUCAGCAAUUUUGUAAAAUUACUUGUAAACAAUCUUAUUGAAAUUGACCUACCGGUACGUAGUCUGUUCACUUGACCUUCCCAACUGAAGCCUAGGUUCAGUUUGUAACAAGGAAACUGAUAGUGAGUUUUUUCAAAUAUUUUUAAGGAUGAAUGCCAUUAAUACUUAAGAAAUGUGUGUGUGGAAAGUUACGGACUGAAACUUGAUAAAUACUUCAAUAUUUUGUUUCUUAUUCUCUACUGAUAAAUCUCUAGCAUGUCAUGUCCGUUGCUUAUAAUAUGCUCCUUUCUUUUACAUAAAAAGUACAGUACAUGGUUCACACACAUAAUAAUGUUGGCUCUGUGAUUCCAUUAUACAUACACCCUUUGAAUACAUUUCUCAUCAUAUCACAAUUAUACAGACAUAUUUCACACUUGUGUGGGUUAGCCAUGAUUAUCCAAAUGCAUGGUUUCUUUCAGCUUCUCCUAGGUUGGUUCGUAUAAUUCCCUCCCCCUCGUCUUUCUUGGUUCACCUCUAGCACGCCUCCAUUCCACAUUCAAGCUUCUGCAUCUUUUGACCCAGUUGAUCUCCAUAUGCCCGAACCAUCUCGGCCACCCUCGCCAAUACUCAGCGGUUUUCUCUCAACGUUACCUUGGACAUUAAUCUCGCCAUUUUCAGUUCAACUUGCUCAAGCCUAUGUGUGCCAUCCUCUUUAACUGUCUCCAUUUUAGUUCCUACUGUCCCUACAUAUAAAACUUGUUAUUUUCAUGGGCAAAGAACUAUACAAUACUGUACUCACCCACAUGUUCCAGAUGUAAAUGAAAACGGACUCUUCUUGUGAAGGUGGACCGCAGGCAGUCAGGUUUGUGUUAGCUCGGUCUCAAAGUUACGUUGAUCUUAUUUAGUACUGGCAGUAUGGAACACAGUAGUUAAGGUAAUACAGACUGGAACCAGGCCAAUGUGCUGUAACAGACUUUGGACCCCACCUUUUAUUCCCAGCUUACCUGUUUAAAAAAAUAAAAAUAAAAUAAAGUAAGCGUUAUCAUCAAAACAUUGGCAUCAGUAGCAUCUUUCAUACUUUUUACAUUUGGCUAUGUAUUCUGAUACAGCCUAGCUAGCUUGUUUAUAUGUGUUAUGUAGAAUUUUUAAAAGAUUCACACUCAAUGCACCCUUUAUGUAUUUCUGAAAUGUUUGUUACAAUCUAUUACACAAUGUCAAAUGAAAAUCUGACUCAAGUACUAGUUGUAAAUUUUAUUUACAUAUUGUACAAUGCAAGCAAUUUUGUUUAAAUCUUGCCAUAAAACUUUUCAAGAUAAUUAUGUUACAUUUUUGUAGAAGAAAAGAGUUUGAGUCUUCACCUUACCCACAUCAAUGAAAAUGACUCCCUAACUUGAAUAUAUAGUAAUAAAAUGUAACCAUACUGAGUUCGUAAAUAUAUCACAACAAGAUUU
This is a messenger RNA of Homarus americanus (American lobster), 4174 nucleotides long. Its product is annotated as TBCC domain-containing protein 1-like. The transcript has 14 exons. The coding region runs from base 180 to 1913 and encodes 577 amino acids. Gene Ontology annotation, biological process: maintenance of centrosome location; maintenance of Golgi location. The record is from RefSeq and is a predicted model, not a curated record. Gene Ontology annotation, cellular component: spindle pole centrosome. NCBI's taxonomy places the organism in Eukaryota, Metazoa, Arthropoda, Malacostraca, Decapoda, Nephropidae.